AUGACCAAUUCUAGGGUUCAUGCCAUUGAUUCUCUAAAACCUUAAUCUUUAAUUCAUAUGGAAUCUCAAGAACAAAUUUAAGAUAACCAAAUUGUCAUUUGUAAAACUAACCCUAAUAUCAAAUCAAUCCUCAAAAAAUAAGAAGGACAAUAGAAAGAGAAGAAGUAACUUCAGUUUAAAGAUGAUCUAAAUUAAAUUUAUGUAGUUGAAAAUUGGAAAAUUUAUAAUACCCCUUUCGAUGAGGAUGACAGUUGCUGUUGUGUAAUAUAAUGA
This is a messenger RNA of Paramecium octaurelia, 273 nucleotides long. NCBI's taxonomy places the organism in Eukaryota, Ciliophora, Oligohymenophorea, Peniculida, Parameciidae. The record is from the annotation of a GenBank genome assembly.